Messenger RNA from Mauremys mutica (yellowpond turtle), 3196 nucleotides. It is a transcript of the gene RAB3IL1, whose product is annotated as RAB3A interacting protein like 1. The coding region runs from base 419 to 1861 and encodes 480 amino acids. Lineage: Eukaryota; Metazoa; Chordata; Testudines; Geoemydidae. The transcript has 12 exons. The record is from RefSeq and is a predicted model, not a curated record. Gene Ontology annotation, biological process: exocytosis. Gene Ontology annotation, cellular component: Golgi to plasma membrane transport vesicle. Gene Ontology annotation, molecular function: guanyl-nucleotide exchange factor activity.
UCCAAGUCCCAGGAUCCUUCAUUCUGACAGCCAGCCCCUGGGAGUUAAUUAUUACAUGGAGUUGUAAGUUUAAGGGCUGCCUGGCUGAGCUGAAGACACUUUCCCCUCCUCCCAGCUGCUGCUUGGAGGUAGCAAAGGUUAGAACCACUGUGGCCCAUGCUGUUGCUGCUAGGCGGGGGAGACAGGCAGUGCAGAGCUCUGGGGCUUCCGGGCCACUGCUGACGAUGCCCGUAGUGAUGCCCUGCUGCCUGUUCACAGACCUUGGCCUGAAUGGAUCCUGAACAUGCAGCAGCACGGGGCAGCCCACUGAGCAACACCCUCUCUCCUCCCGUGUGGGUGACAUGGACUCCUGUGAGGGGCGUUGCCACGUGAUCGCCCCCCCUCGCCCACCGCACGCCGUCGCCAGCUGCAGUUGGCAAUGGACGCAGGGACCACUGUGUACAGUCCGUCUGCCUUCGGCUACCCAUCCAGGAGUGAGACAGGGGCCGGAGCUGCUGAGACCUGGAGAGCUGGUUCCCUCCCAUCCGAAUGCCCUGUGUGUGAGCCACGGGGCCAAGAGGAGCCCACGGUGGUGGAGAGCCAGGCCCCGUUCAAGGAAGGCAGCCAGCAGCUCCAGAAGCAGCCGGCGGUGGGACAAUGGAAGCCGCUGGCAUCAUCCAGCGGCGGGAAGGAGCUGCCGCAGCUGGAUGCUCGCUGCAGGGAGGCAGGUGGGGGAGACGACGACCAAUCCACAGCGCAGCGCAAUGUCUCCCGCCUGCGCAGCUCCUCGGUGGAGAUCCGUGAGAAGGGAUCAGAGUUCCUGAAGGAGGAGCUCCACAGAGCACAGAAGGAGCUGAAGCUGAAGGAUGAGGAGUGUGAGAGGCUGUCAAAGGUCAGAGAGCAGCUGGAGCAGGAGCUGGAGGAGCUGACAGCCAGUCUGUUCGAGGAAGCGCACAAGAUGGUAAGAGACGCGAACACUAAGCAGGCGGCGUCAGAGAAGCAGCUGAGGGAGGCACGAGGAAAGAUCGACAUGCUGCAAGCAGAGGUGACUGCUUUGAAGACUCUGGUGAUCACUUCCACACCUUCCUCUCCAAACCGAGAGCUGCACCCCCAGCUCCAAAGCCCCUCCAAAGCUGUCUUCAGGAAAGGGCACGGGCGGAACAAGAGCGCCAGCAGCGCAGUAGUCACAGCCACCAGCCAGAGCAUGCCCUUGGAGCCGGUCAGCAACGAGUGCAAAGAGUUUGGCGUGCCCACUCUCCUCUCUCUGCUCCUCUGUAUUGUCCCAGGGAAGGCCAUCCACAUCACCUACGAGCCAGGCUGGCAGGCCCUGGUGGCAGAUCCUUCCUCGUCGUCCUCCUUGCGGCAGGUCGACUCCAUCCUGUUCGCUGAGUUCCAGGCCUGGAAGGAAUCCCCAACUUUGGAAAAAUCCUGCUCCUUCCUGGAGAGGAUUUAUCGGGAAGAUGUGGGGCCCUGCCUGGACUUCACCAAACAGGAGCUAUCAGAGCUGGUGCGGGAGGCUGUGGAGCAGAACACGCUCACCAUAGAGCCCGUAGCUACCCAGGCACUGCCCGUGGUGAAGGUGUCGGCGAUGGAAUGUGGUGGACCAAAUGGGUUCCGGUCACAAAUUGUAACGAAGUGCGCUCUGAGUGGCCUGUCCCGAGCCUGCAAACACCGCAUCAAACUGGGGGAUUCUGGGAACUAUUAUUACAUCUCACCAUCCUGCAGGGCCAGGAUCACAGCCGUAUGCAACUUCUUCACCUACAUUCGCUACAUCCAGCAGGGCUUGGUGAGACAGGAUGUGGAGCUGAUGUACUGGGAAAUCAUGCGGCUCAGGAGGGAAAUGUCCAUGGCCAAGCUGGGCUUCUACCCCAGCGCGAUGUAGGCUGGGCCUCGCCGUCUGAAGGGAGCUGCCCCAGCACGAACGUCACGUACUCCAGCAGACAGACAGACUGAGGCAGUGCGUCUACGCCGACGGGGUUCCCUCCUUCUCCCGGCCUGACGUGAACCACAGAGGGGAGGAGGAGAGUUCCGCCGUCCAAAGGCCUCCUUGCUGCCGUUCUCACAGUGACUGAGAUGCAGACACCCCCACCUGCCCCCAGAGAUGGGCUGGUCCUUUGAGCUCUGGGGGGUGGCCAGCGCUAAGUUCUGUCCAUAGUGGACCCUUUUCCCUAUGCUGCCUGUAGCCAGUUUUUUUAAUUUUAUACACAAUCUUGCUUCUGCAGAUUCUCCGAAACCUGCUGUGCACGAGGCAGGUCCUGGGCUCCUCUGUUUGGCAGAGGGUCCUUCAGCACCGAACUGCAGCUGGGCCUUCCUAUAUCCACCCCCCUGCCUGAGCGAGGCGGGGUGCAGUAUUGCUCUGCUGUGCCCCCAGCCCUCACUGGUGCCCCUGCAAAUGCCAGCCCCGCACAGUAACCUCACUGAGAGCCAUGCAAAGCAUAUUUUCCAAGUGCUUCCCUGCUCCUCUGGCAGUUGCCUAUAGGAGUCGUUUUCCAUUCGCUCAGUCACAAAGAGGGGUUUGGUUUUGUAACCCAGCUCAGAGCUGCUGCUGGGAGAGCUACAGCGUAGGCCAAAGCUCUGUGCCUGGGGCCUUGGUCGCAGUGCAAAUGGAAAUUGCAGAACAGAAAGCUGGCCACAGCUAUGCUGAGGUUGGCUGUACUAGGCUGCAGACAGUGUCUCUUCAGGUCCUUGUGAGGCAGCGGUGCCUGGCUAUGGUCACUGCAGGAAUGAGCAGCUCUCUAUUGGUCUGCUAUAAACCCCAGCCAAGGACAGAUGCCUCCUAGCCACUCCUGUUUCUAGGCUGCAGCCUCAGGCAUUCACCUCCCUGCUGUCCCAAUAUAAACUCCAGCCUGGGGCUGUCUCCUCUCUGGCUCUCCUUGUAGCCCCCAACUCAGGCAGUCACUACUCAGUGUCUAGUUAUAGGCUCUGGCCCUGGGCAUUCACUUCUGUGCUGCUUCAUUAUAGAUUAAGGCCAGAAGGACCCAUUAGAUCAUCUAGUCUGACCUCCUGUAUAACAGAGGCUGUAGAAUUUCACCCAGCGACUCCUGUAUUGGACCUAAGCCUUGCCAGUGCUUCAGGGGUGAAAGUAACUUAAGGGACUUACCGGUGCGCAGGGCAGCCGGGGUCCUGAGCAAGGUUGGGGGGGAGGGCUGCUGGGGCCAGACUCCUCCAGCCAGCCCUUCAGCGUGGCCUUUUGGCGAUUUAAAGGGCCCAGGGCUCC